GUUGGCUUUUGACUCUUAAAUUACUACUUAAGACUAAGACAAGAUUAAGAUCUACUGUCCUAAAGUGCCUAAACUACUUAAGACUUAAGUUAAAGAAUAAAGUGUCUACACAGUACGAGUACACUACUAAACUAAUCUUAUCAGGUUAUAGGACUAAUAAGAUCUGCAGAUCCUGUCUAUUGUAGACUGUUCACAAAGUGACAAAUCAACACAACAAGGCAAGGGGUAACAAGGUCACAAGCUUCAAGCUAUUACUAUGAAAGAGUUAAUUUUAAAAUGGAAACAAUACAAGUACAGAUUUGUACCAUGGUUAAUUGUUAAUUUUAAAAAUAGGAGCAUUCAGUCAAAUACAGAACUAGAUUCCAGUUUUGUAGCUACUGAAAAACUUCAAGCAGAUCUCUAUACAUUUUUAUGUGGACUUCACAAACAUUUUGAAAAGUUACAGCCCAAAACAGAAGAACACAAACAUAUUGCUGGACUUGAUUUUAUGAAAGAGUUUUCUGGUUUUACUGUUGAGCGAUCAGCUAGCAUUGUACCCAAUUGUGGUCAGGGAGUUAAAGUUACAUCUGGUACAGUUCAACCAGGAUGUAUAACAAGCCUAUAUCCUGGUUUGAUAUAUGAACCUUAUGAGCACAUCUUCUUUCAAAGUCUUGGAAAUCAGUUUAUAUUGAGAUGUGCAGAUGGUUUAUUGAUUGAUGGCAAUGACAAAGGGCUGUCCAAAUCCUUGUAUAAAUCCUGCAGAGGUCGUGACAGCUUUUGGCCAUUGCCUGCUUGUGAUGAUAGUUGGCUUAAUCUCCACAAUGCAUGUCCUUUGAAUGUAGGACAAUAUGUCAACAAUCAUAAUAAACAAUACCCUGCUAAUGUUGCCUACCAAGAACUAGACAUCAGUACAGACUUUCCUGCACAUUUGAGACAGUACUUACCAAACAACUAUUACUCUUCUGUCAUUCAUUCACCAAAUGGAACAAAUAGGUCAUUGAGAGUUGUAGCUCUAGUUUCACUUCAAACGAUCCAUUGUAAUGAAGAGAUGUUUUCCUCAUAUUUCACAGUGGUUAGAUAAUAUUAGCAGGAUGGAAACUUGUACACCAGGAAGACAUACAGGUCAAAACAUGAACUUUUUUUUCCCAGCUGUGUCAUAUUUCUUCUUGCCAAAAAGUCAGCACAAAUUAUUUGGACUCAAACAUAUUGGACUUUCUAUCUAAAAGAUAUCUGGCUUCAGUAACUGUCACAAGGAGCAGAUUAAGAGCAGAUGAAACAUUAAAACACUUUUACAAAUAUAUUGAUGAAAUGUACAUUUAAAUAAUGGGAUUGUCUUCAGCUGAAUGUUAAGCUGUCACAAUUAUUUGUUUUUGAGUUCUUAUCUUCUUAUCUUAUAUAAUACAGACGUUACUUCAAAAAAGAAGAUGAUUACGUCCUACGCGUCAUGCAUUUAGUCAUGCAUAUUAACCAAUGACUUAAAUUCUGCCAAGUCACUGGUUUUCCUGGCUAGCUCAGGCAACCCAUUCCAUGCUCUAAUAGCACUAGGGAAGAAGGAGUAUUUGUACAAAUUGGUCCUAGCAUAUGGGACGAGGAAUGUGCCUUUAUCUUUGUGUCUUUCAGAGUAUUUUAUUAAAUUUUGUUUUUGUAUUUGAAGAUUAUGGUUCAGUGUUUUAUGUAUUAUUGCUACUUUACUUUUGAGCCUUCUGUCCUGAAGGCUUUCUAAAUUUAGUGAUUUUAAUAAAGGUGUUACUCUAGUCAAAUGUGAAUAUUCGUUUGUUAUGAAUCGCACUGCUCUAUUUUGUGUCUGUUCUAGUUUCUUAAUGUUUUCUUGAGUUGAGGGGUCCCAAACAGAGGAUGCAUAUUCUAUUAUUGGCCUAACCAAGGUUAAAUAACAUUUUAGUUUUAUGUUCUUAUUUGAUUUAUAGAAAUUUCUUUUAAUAAAUCCUAAUGCUUUGUUUGAUUUUUUUGUAGUUUCAUCAAUAUGUGGAUUCCAUGACAGUUUUUCAUUUAUUAUAACACCUAGGUAUUUUGCGUUUUUAGUCUGUGUUACUGGUUUGCCAUGAAUAAGAUAAGUGGAAUUAAUUUGUUUUAGUUUUUUUGUUACUCUUAACAACUGACAUUUUUCUGGGUGGAAAGACAUGCUCCAAUUUGAUUCCCAUUUCUGUAAUUCAUCUAAUUCUCUUUGUAAAAUAUCUGUGUCUUGUGUUGUUUUUAUUGUUCUAUAUAUUAUGCAAUCGUCUGCAAAUAAUCUGACUUUUGUUCCUGAAGUAGUAAUGCAAUUUGGUAAAUCAUUUAUGUAAAUUAAAAAUAGUAGUGGACCCAAGACUGUUCCUUGAGGUACACCUGAGUUUACUGUUAUCGGUGUUGAUUUAGAGCCAUUUAUUAUUACAGUUUGUUCUCUCCCUAUCAGAAAGUCUUUAAUCCACUGAUGCAGUGGACCAUUAAUGCCGAAAUAUUUUAAUUUUUUAAGCAAACUAUGGUGGUGAACUUUGUCAAAAGCCUUAGAAAAAUCUAGUAAGAUAGCAUCUAUUUGUUCGCUAUUAUCUAAACCUUUUGAAAAAUCAUCAAUUAGUCCUAUUAGUUGUGUUUCACAUGAUCUAUAUUUCCUAAAGCCAUGUUGGUAUGGUUUGGCCUCAAGGGUCUUGAGUAUAAAGUCCAAUGGAAAUAGUUCAAGUGGAUGGUUGUGAUAUUGGUCUUAAAUAUGUUGUUGUUUUUUUUAUCAAGUAACUGGACUUAUAUAUAAAUAUAUAUUUCUGUAGAUGCUCCUUGUUUCAUGUUUCAUUCAGUUCAUGGUUGUAGCCCCGGGGGGGGGGGGGGUAUAUUGGGGUUCAAAUUUCCACAGAAAUAUAAUAUUGUUGAAUAAUGUUUUCAAUAAAAUGCAUUGAAACACUAUCUGUUAAGAAAUUUUAUCUGGUCAGGAAAACAUAACUUGGAUCAGACUAAAGAGUUAAAAGAGAGUAGGUGUCCAUCUGUACUGAGUAGUAGUAACUAUGGCAUGAAGUGGUUCAUUGUGCUGGGCCAGUGACUGAUAGGGGUGUCCAGGGCCCAUUAAAAGAUAUUUAUAUAUUUAUUUUAAAGAGAUGCACAGGCUUUGAGUGUCAUAAUAUUAUUACAUGUAAGAAGUUGCAACUAUCUUUUUCAUUUGAUUUUGGAUUGCUCUAAUGUAGUACUAUACAUAUCAGUAAAGCUGACCACAUUGUGUGUAAUGAAGGAACUAAAUGAGAUUUCUUCAAAACUGCAAUGUUAUUAUAUUAACUCUUCCAAUACUCCAAAUUGUUUACAUAUAGAGAAAACUUUAAAGCUUAAUUUGAUUAGAUGUUGGAAAAAGAAUUAAUAAAAUAAACGAGGAAUAAUAUUGAGCCUUUAUGUGUAAAAAAAAAGUAAAGUUUCCCUUUCAGACCUUGCGAUCUAUGGGGUAGAUGAUGUUAAGGUCAUCUCUUUCUAUGGCCAAAGGUUAAGGAACUGUGUCAAGUGGUCAGCACAAUGACCAACAGCCUUUACUUUCUCCAACUAAAGUCAGGUACCCAUUUGAGUUGGGUGGACUCUGGGACACCCUUAAAAUCAUGAAAUUUGAAAUCCCAGUCUUCACUAAGAUUCGAACCCAGGACUCCAGGUUCAGAAGCCAAGUGCUUAACCACUCAGCCACAACGCCUUGAGACUUUAUGUUCUUGUCAAAAAAAAAUAAUUAUAUAAACAGUCUCACAAAACAAAAUAAAAAAACUCAUCAUCUUUUUAGUCAACUCAUAAAUGAAAAACUGUCAUGGAAUCCCCAUAUUGAUGAAACUAUCAAAAAAUCAAAGCAUUAGGGUUUAUUAAAAGAAAUUUCUAUAAAUCAAACUAAAAUGUUAUUUAAUCUUGGUUAGGCCAAUAAUAGAAUAUGUAUCCUCCGUUUUGGACUCCUCAACUCAAGAAAACAUUAAGAAACUGGAACAGACACAAAAUAGAGCAGUGAAUUUCAUAACAAACGAAUAUUCACAUUGGACUAGAGUAACACCUUUAGUAAAAUCACUAAAUUUAGAAAGCCUUCAGGACAGAAGACUCAAAAGUAAAGUAGCAAUUAUACAUAAAACACUGAACCAUAAUCUUCAAAUACAAAAACAAAAUUUAAUAAAAUACUCUGAAAGACACAAAGAUAAAGGCACAUUCCUCGUCCCAUAUGCUAGGACAAAUUUGUACAAAUACUCCUUCUUCCCUAGUGCUAUUAGAGCAUUAAAUGGGUUGCCUGAGCUAGCCAGGAAAACCAGUGACUUGGCAGUAUUUAAGUCAUUGGUUAAUAUACAUGACUAAAUGCAUGACACAUAGGACGUAAUCAUCUUCUUUUUUGAAGUAAUGUCUGUAUAUAUAUAAGAUAAGAAGAUAAGAUAAUUCAACUUAUAUCACCACAUCAGUCAAGUAAAAUUUCUUUCCUUGUACAAUACCAAACAAAAUAGUUAAAUUACAAAUAAUUAAUUAACUAAUUGUUUUUUUUUUUUUUGUUUUUUUUUUUAUUGUGCAAAGUUUCAACUUGAUCCAGAAUGGGAAGUGGGAGAAAUAAUGUGUUCAAACUUUUUACCACACAGACAGAGUGAGUUAAUGAUAUAAGCUUUGUAAUAAAGAUACCAAAUAGCAAUGUGAAAACUUAUAAGUGCAUAAUGAAAUCAAGUGUCAUUGUUUGACUUUUUUAAGAACUGGAAAUAUAAAGGCUAAAGUAGUCUAAAAGAACUGGAGGGUUUUGUAUGUACUCAACUCACACAACAUUAUCAGAAGUUUUUCUUAUUUUGAAAUGUCAUUUCAUGUUUUUACUUUUAUGCUAACUUCUCUCCUAAUCAGUGGUUUCUUAUCCAGUGAAGCUUAUUUAUUGACAAUUAUUUCAGCAUUUCUUUAGAUAUGUAUAACAUUAGGCUACAACUAUUAACGCAUACAAAAUGAGACAACAUGAAAGCCUUAUAUAUGUCAUAAGUUUAGUUUCUAUGUCCCUUGUACAGUAAUAACUACAGCUGUUUAUUGUAUAUUUACUUUAUACAGACAUAGAACGACUAUAGUUCAUCUUAUCAUUAUGUUUCUCACGUAAAUGUAGAGUUCUAUAUUGGAGAGAGAUUCCAGACAUAUAUAUAUAUUUAUAUAUAUAUAUUUAUAUAUAUAUAUAUAUAUAUAUAUACAUAUAUAUAUAUAUAUAUAUUGGUGUCACAUAUUUUUGUUAUUUCGAGAGCUAUACAAUUCAGUUAAAAAGACAGUAUCAGAUUAAUAAUUAAGCAUUCAUUAUAAUGAUUUCAUGAAGAAUGUAAGAGAUACAAUAAACGUAAAUUUGUCCCCCAAAAAUCAACACUCUUAUUACGUUGUCUCACUAAGUUAACACUUUGAUGAAAUGUAAAAGUCUCACUAACACUUUGAUGAAAGGUAAAAGUCUCACUAACACUUUGAUGAAAUGUAAAAGUCUCACUAACACUUUGAUGAAAGGUAAAGUUAGUCUCACUAACACUUUGAUGAAAGGUAAAGUUAGUCUCACUAACACUUUGAUGAAAUGUAAAGUUAGUCUCACUAACACUAUGAUGAAAUGUAAAGUUAGUCUCACUAACAGUUUGAUUAAAUGUAAAGUUAGUCCACUAACACUUUGAUGAAAUGUAACGUUAGUCUCACUAACAGUUUGAUGAAAUGUAAAGUUAGUCUCACUAACACUUUGAUGAAAGGUAACGUUAGUCUCACUAACACUUUGAUGAAAUGUAAAGUUAGUCUCACUAAUACUUUGAUGAAAUGUAAAGUUAGUCUCACUAACACUUUGAUGAAAUGUAAAGUUUCUCUCUCUUGAAGGUUGAUUUUAAGAACUAACACAAAAUACAAAGGUUGCCAUAAACCUGUUAUAAAAAAUGCCAAGACAGUCUUGAAUGAUAGUAGCAUUAAAGAAGUUGACAUUCAUUUAUCUUUCUAUUGCACUACUGGUCACUUUGUUCAGCAUUGAUCGCGUUAUUAUCCUGCAUAAACUUCAGGGAAUACUUGCCACUUUUGUAGAUCUCUUCAAGUUUGCUCUUACGUUUGUCAUUGAGCAUAUAUUGUAAAACCACACCAAGAAUCUGGAACAGAACAGUGAUUGGUGUUAAUUUAUAGAAAGGAGUCACUGGUUCUUUUAUUUGCUAGAAGAGUUUUUUUAAAACUAGAUCCAAUUGCAUUAGCUUAACUAAAGUAUACGUUAUAAGUCUGUAAUGUUUUGGCUUUAUGGUUGUGUUGUAUGCGCUUUGUUGGACUGUCAUUUGGUGAUCUUAAAGUUCCCGGAUUUGAACCCUGUCAGCUGGCUUCCCUUGUCAUCCUGAGGAUGGUUUGGACUAUGAUAUAAUUAUCUUCAAAUCUGAAGGAACAUCCAAAACAUGUCAAACAUUUUUUAGGUGUGAUUUGGAUUCAUGAAAUUAUUUUUCUUAGAUUUAAGAAUAAAAGUGCUGUGAAUUUCUAUUCCUCAUUUAUUUUAUGUUUACUGAAUUUGAAGUCAAGUGACUUUGAAUGAAGCUAAUUAUAGUGUGACAAGUGAAAACAUAUUCUAUUCAAUUUGUUCAAAAACAAGUCAACUUGACAACUCCAGCAACUCAACUCGAGCCAGGAAAUUGACUGAUGAAAUGCCUAGUCCAGAUUCCUUUUCUUUAUACAGCCUGCUUCAUGCUGCAGUUUAGGCCACGGAAAAGUACCGUGUUGUUCUUCUCAGUUGUUUUUAUAAAGAGUUAGUUCCCUUGAGCUAGUAGGAUCUGUCUAAUGUACAUUUAAGUGGGACAUUAUUAGGGUACGUUUUCAAGAAGGGUUGAUACCAUCUCCAGUCUUUACAUCAUGUCCCAAAGUAACCCAGCCCCACCCCACCCAAUGUUUUGUGAUAAAAUAAAUUUCACCUUACGUUUACUGCAUCCAAAGUCCUUGUAGUUUUUCUUGAGUAUGGAAGAGAGACGAAUGAUGGGCUUUCCCGUAGUCAUGUCCAACACGCACCCACCCUCCUGGAGGAAAUUGGCUGCUGCCAUCUGAAGCUGCUCAUCUAUGCACUUAACAAGGGAAUUACACAAAUAGGGUUCAAUUUUUUAUUGUUGGAAAAAUGUAUUUAAAAAAACACACACUAAAACGAUAUGAUUAUACCAAAUUCUUCUGCAUUUUUUAUAAUAUGAUUAUACCACAUUGUUUUGUAUUUGUUAUGAUAUGAUUUAUACCACAUUGUUCUGUAUUAGUUAUGAUUUGAUUAUACCACAUUGCUCUGUAUUUGUCAUUAUGUGAUUAGACCACAUUGUUUUGUAUUUGUUAUGAUAUGAUUAUACCACAUUGUUUUGUAUUAGUUAUGGUAUGAUUAUCUCACAUUCUUCUGUAUUUGUCAUGGGAUUUUUAAUACAUUAUCAUAACCGUG
Biomphalaria glabrata is the source of this 7324-nucleotide messenger RNA. RefSeq names its product SET domain-containing protein 9-like. The transcript is spliced from 8 exons. NCBI's taxonomy places the organism in Eukaryota, Metazoa, Mollusca, Gastropoda, Planorbidae. Bases 257 to 1060 code for a protein of 267 amino acids. The record is from RefSeq and is a predicted model, not a curated record.